Phyllostomus discolor (pale spear-nosed bat) is the source of this 1247-nucleotide messenger RNA. It is a transcript of the gene CLEC4G, whose product is annotated as C-type lectin domain family 4 member G. NCBI's taxonomy places the organism in Eukaryota, Metazoa, Chordata, Mammalia, Chiroptera, Phyllostomidae. The record is from RefSeq and is a predicted model, not a curated record. The coding region runs from base 58 to 930 and encodes 290 amino acids. The transcript has 9 exons.
UGGGGGGAGGAGGGGGCUACAUUUAUAUCAGUGUCCAGGGCUGGGAGCCUGCUCACCAUGGACACUGCCGGGUACAGCAAGUGGGGUGGCGGGCUGGACGAGGUCCCCGGAGGGCCCUGUGGACGCUGGGGACGGCGGUUCCUCUUCCUGGCCCUGGCUCUCGUGGUCACUGCAGUCCUGUGGGCCUUCAUCCUGAGCAUCCUGCUUUCCAAGGCCUCCACGCAGCAGGGGGAGUUGCUUCGGCGCCAGGACCUGCUGAGAGCAAACGCCUCGGAGCAGACGGUGGUGCUGGGCCACUUGAAGGAAGAGUUCCGAGCCUGCAAUAGCUGCUGCCUGGGCACGCAGGCGCAGCUGAAGACCGCGCGCGCAGAACUUGCGGAGGCGCAGGUGAAGCUGAUCCAGCAGCAGAGCGCCCUGAAAGAACUGAGCGAGCUCGUGACCCAGAGCUUGGCUGAAGCGGGGAGGGACCGCGAGAACAUCCGCAGCGAGCUGUUCCGGGAGCUGGAGGCCGUCCGAGCUGGAAACAGUUCCUGUGAGCAGUGCCCCACGUCGUGGCUGCCCUUCCAGGGUUCCUGCUACUUUUUCUCGGUGGUGCGGGCCAGAUGGGAAGAGGCGCAGCACAAUUGCGCGGGCGCGGGUGCGCACCUGGUGAUUGUCGGGAACCUGGAGGAGCAGGGCUUCCUGAGUCGGAAUACAAGAGGCCGCGGCUACUGGCUGGGCCUCAGGGCUGUGCGCCACGCGAGCAAGGUCCAGAGCUAUCAGUGGAUAGACGGAGUCUCGCUCAGCUUCAGCCACUGGAACCGGGGUGAGCCCAAUGACUCCCUGGGGCGCGAGGACUGCGUCAUGAUGCUGCGUACCGGGCUAUGGAACGACGCUCCUUGCGACAGUGAGAAGGACAACUGGAUCUGCGAGAAGAGGCUCAGCUGCUGAGCCCACCCAGUCCCCUGAGCCAGACCAGCUGCCGCCUGAGCCAGGCCACCAGCUGCCCGUGUCGUCCCUCAGCUGCUGGCCCUCCUGGUUCUUCCCACCACCGUCUGGUGUGUGUGUCUUUUCUUCUCCCGCCCACCGCUAUUGAGGAGAAACAGCCCCACUCAGCCGGGUCCAGUGCCUGCGAUCUGGGACCUCCGCUCCAACCUCUUCCCCUCGGACCUAGCGUAACCUCCACCUCUUCCAAAACCCUGGCUCCUGGGCCCUUUGAUCUGGCCCCACGUCCCUCCCCAGCCGAGGUCAGGUGGCUCAGAGAUGGA